Molecule: messenger RNA, 375 nt
Organism: Candida albicans SC5314
Lineage: Eukaryota; Fungi; Ascomycota; Pichiomycetes; Serinales; Debaryomycetaceae
Gene: PGA11
Product: Pga11p
Exons: 1
Coding region: 1-375 (124 amino acids)
Source: RefSeq, a predicted model, not a curated record
AUGAAGUUUCAAUUUGUUACUGCUUUAGCCUUAGCUUCCACAAUGGCCGUUGCUGCCCCAAUCAAUGAUCAACAAGAAGUAUUAGGUGCUGUUGCUGCCACUCGUUCCAAACGUGAAGGUGGCUCUACUGGUGCUGAAUUACAAGAUAAUAAUCAACCUACCGCUGGUUUAUUUGGUGAUGGUAACAGUUUUGGUAACCAAGGUCUCGGUGGAUUCCUUGCUGCUACCGUCGAUUCACUUACUAAAACCAUCGCUAGUCCAAUUAAAGGCAUCUUAGCUCCAGGUGGUGGUAGUGGUGGAAAUGGUGGUAGUGGUGGUAGUGGUGCUGCUGGCGGUGUUGGAAACCUUUUCUCUGGUAUUUUAGGAGGUUUAUAA